AUGCGAAGAACACCGCCAGAGCCCUGGCAGCGGCUGGUGGCCCUCGCGGAGGCCAAGCACAGCUGCGGGCUGCUCUACGACGACCUGCCGAAGCUCGGGCUGCUGCUGGAGUUCCUCGACGCGCACGGCGGGGUGCUCCUCGCGGGGCGCGGGCGGGGCGCUCGCCGGGAGGUGUGGGCGGCCACGCCCCCCGGCGGCUCGGCCGAGCUGGAGGUCCACUACGUCCUCGAGGGCUCUCCGCCCGCGUCCCUGCGCGAGGUGGCCCGGCUCGCCGCCCUGCCGGCGGAGUCAGGGCGCAUGCUGCGGCGCGUGGCCGAGCUCGGGCUGCGGGGGGCCGUGGACCUCGGCGAGGCCCUGCAGCUCGCGCCCGGCGCCGGGGGUGCCCCCGCCGC
This is a messenger RNA of Prorocentrum cordatum, 392 nucleotides long. The record is from the annotation of a GenBank genome assembly. Lineage: Eukaryota; Dinophyceae; Prorocentrales; Prorocentraceae.